Molecule: messenger RNA, 2664 nt
Organism: Anarrhichthys ocellatus (wolf-eel)
Lineage: Eukaryota; Metazoa; Chordata; Actinopteri; Perciformes; Anarhichadidae
Gene: snx5
Product: sorting nexin 5
Exons: 13
Coding region: 105-1304 (399 amino acids)
Biological process (GO): pinocytosis; retrograde transport, endosome to Golgi
Cellular component (GO): endosome
Molecular function (GO): dynactin binding; phosphatidylinositol binding
Source: RefSeq, a predicted model, not a curated record
ACAGUUCGUCAGGCAUCGAGCAGCAGGGGCAGAGCUUCCUGCAGAUAGUUUUGUUAUUUGGGUUGCUGGCCUGUUCUUUCUGUUCCGUCGAUUUCAGUCUCAUCAUGACGUCCACCAUAGACGAAAGCAAUAAGGAAAAGAUGCGCUCUGUGUCUGUAGAUCUAAACCAUGAUGCCUCUCUUCUCAUUGACAUUCCUGAUGCACUCUGUGAAAGGGACAAAGUCAAGUUUACUGUCCAUACAAAGACCACACUUAGCUCUUUUCAGAAGCCAGACUUCUCCGUUCCCAGGCAGCAUGAAGACUUCAUCUGGCUACACGACACUCUGGUUGAGACAGAGGACUAUGCCGGCCUAAUUAUUCCUCCAGUGCCCCCAAAGCCUGACUUUGAGAGCCCAAGAGAGAAGAUGCACAAACUGGGGGAAGGUGAAGCCACUAUGACGAAGGAGGAGUACACUAAAAUGAAGCAGGAGUUGGAGGCUGAGUACCUGGCCGUGUUCAAGAAAACUGUCCAAGUGCACGAAGUCUUCCUGCAGAGAUUGUCCUCUCACCCCAUUUUAUGCAAAGACAGAAACUUCCAGAUUUUCUUAGAGUAUGACCAGGAUCUGACUGUGAGAAGAAAGAAUGCCAAGGAAAUGUUUGGUGGAUUCUUUAAAAACAUGGUGAAGUCAGCUGAUGAGGUCCUUAUCUCAGGAAUAAAGGAAGUGGAUGAUUUUUUUGAGCAGGAGAAGACAUUCUUGCUUGACUACUACAGCAAGAUAAAAGAUUCCACUGCCAAAGCAGAGAAAAUGACACGCUCGCACAAAAAUAUUGCGGAUGACUACAUCCACAUCUCUGCCACUCUGAACAGUCUCUCUGCUGAUGACAGCACAGCAAAUAAAAAGCACCUGGAGAAGAUGGCAGACCUGUUUGAGAAGCUCAGAAAAGUAGAGGGAAGAGUAGCAUCUGACCAGGAGCUGAAACUCACAGAGCUGCUCAGAUAUUACAUGAGAGACAUCCAGGCUGCCAAGGACCUUCUGUACAGGCGAGCUCGGGCAUUGGUUGACUACGAGAACUCUAACAAGGCUUUGGAUAAGGCUCGACUGAAGAGCAAGGACAUUCCCCAGGCAGAGGAGCACCAGAAGCAGUGCCUGCAGAAAUUUGACAAGCUCUCGGAGUCUGGGAAGAAAGAACUCACCAGUUUCAAGGGCAGACGCGUUGUGGCCUUCAGAAAGAACCUCAUAGAGAUGGCCGAGCUAGAGAUAAAACAUGCCAAGAACAACGUGACUCUAUUGCAGGGAUGCAUGGACCUGCUCAAGAGCAUCUGACAAGUAUUUGAGUGUUUCUGUCCUACCAUCACCAAGUGACCAGUCAUAGCAAAUGGAAACCUGUCGUCCCCGGGGCCUUGCAUGGACACGUAUCCAAGCCCUAUCUUUGCUCCCACCCACGGGUCUGAUGCCACUUUAAAACCCUGCACGAGACCGAGUGUCUUGUAAGCAGAAUGUCUUCAUGUUUACAGUCCCUGUCCUCUGGUCCGUGGUCCAUCCUUUUCCAUUAUUUAUGGAAGUCUUGGAGAAUGAUGCUGCCAACAUUAAGGUCUUCCAUUCCUUUGCAGCACUAAUAGAGGUGAAUAAUUUUUUCCUAAUUUCUUGUUUUCUAAUUGUUACACUCUGCACAUAUGCCUUUUUCCUCAUAUUCUGCCUCCAUAAAUUUAAACUCAAAGCUCUUCUCUCGUGUACACUUUUAAAUACUUUUUUUUUUUUUUUUUUUUAAGGGUUGGAGCAUAUUGUUUGCAUAGCUAUAACCUCAGUUUUAUGCUUCAUAUGAUUUUGGGGCUUUUUUGUUUGGUAAUGGAACAGUUUUACAGAAGCAAAACUAGUGCUUGGGGGGGGGAAAUAAACAUCUUGAUGAUCUGCAUUCUUGGGCUCUGAGAUUAGAGUAGUACCAAACCAACCCUAAGAAAAACUCAUGACUGACUUAUGAGACGAGACCAAUCCGCCAACAUCAAGUGUUCUAAAAUAGCUGUACUUCACCUCAGGAAUGGACAGUUGCAUCAGUCCCAACAUUCUUGUUUAUAAGACGUGGCCUCAGCUGCCACAGUUAUGAAAGAUGCACAUUUGUUUUGCAAAUAUUGAUGAAUCAGAAGAUUUCAGCUUGAGAUUGGUGAGAAAAACAAGUCAAACGGUAGGCUAACCGAGCAUCUAGCAUUUUUAUCAAUGCAAAAUCAACCUUAGUAAUGACUCUGAAUCUGCAUUUAGCUGUAAUUUACCCAAUUCAUGCGUAAUACCCCUCCACUUCAUGUACCAUGUCUUCAGCUGCUCCCAACCAACUCUACCCAUUCAUUUUCUGUGCGUAAUUAUUGUUGUUUUUCUUUAUUUUGCUCUAAAUUCCCCUUUUGUUAUUAAUGGGGUCUCAUGAAUCAGGCCUGAUAUAUUUACCAGAUCCUCGACACAUUUUGUUUAUUUAAAGAAUUUAUAGAAAGAUGCACUAAGAAAAUAAAAGGAAAACACUCUGCAAUCAUGACCAGGCUCAGUGGAGUGUUAAAAUGCAUUAUAGUUUUUUAAGAAAUUGAAUGUAUUUCUAAUGGAUUCCAACUGUGUGAAUUCCUUUACAUUGUGUUUUCUUACAGAACAUUAGCCUUUUUUAUACAUUUGUAACUGGCAUUGAAUAAAUCCUACUUUCCCAAGA